Molecule: messenger RNA, 597 nt
Organism: Acanthosepion pharaonis
Lineage: Eukaryota; Metazoa; Mollusca; Cephalopoda; Sepiida; Sepiidae
Source: the annotation of a GenBank genome assembly
AUGCCAACAGAACCAACGUCUUUACUCGAUGAGUCACAAUAUGUGCCCACUUUCUCUUCCUUGAGCCUAUCUUUCUUUCUCUCUCAUUCACUUUUAAUUCCAAAUUUUUCUAUCAUAUUUAUAAUUCCGUCUUUCUUUUUUUCUUUCUUUCUUUCUUUCUUUCUUUACAAUCCAGUUUUCUUUUUUUCUCAUUCAGUUUUAAUUUCAAAUUUUUCUAUUAUAGUUAUAAUUCCGUUUUUCUUUCUUUUUCUUUCUUUCUUUCUUUCUUUCUUUCUUUCUUUCUUUCUUUCUUACGGCCCAGUUUCCUUUCUUUAUUUACAAUACAAUUUUCUUUCUUUCUCCUUCAACUUUUACUGUUAUAUUUAUAAUUCCUCUUUCUUUUUUUUUUUUUUGCUAAUGAGUUUUCAUUCUUUCUUUUUUAUUACAUUUAAGAUUCUAUAUUUGUAUCUUUCGUUGUUUUUUCUUUCUUCUAUUUAUAUAUACCAUUCAGUUUUCUUUCUUUCUUUCACCACCUUACACCUACCACCGCCACCACCACAAGAACUGAGAUUCGACCGAACGAUGCGCGUAUUUUUAAUUUGUAUCGGCAUGAAGUAA